AUGCCUUUGAUCUCUGUGGAGCGCUUGUCAGAAACAGACAGUUGGAAGUUGUUUAAGAGCUGUGCUUUUGGAAACAGUACCAUUGAAUCGACUCUUCCGCCAGAGGUAUUGGACAUUGGAAAGAAGAUAGCAGGCAAAUGCCACGGACACCCUUUGGCACUCAAGGCUUUCGCUGCCGCCAUGGCUGGACAGACAGAUCCUCGGCAAUGGCGGCUCGCUUUGGGACGGGCCGAAGCCGAUUACAGUUUCUUUGGCAAUGAUAACGAUGCUGAAAAGAGGAUUUCUGAGUUGCUUAGCUCCAGUUAUGAAUUUCUCCCUCCAAUUCUUAGAAUGGCUUUUCUCUACUUCGCAGCGUUUCCUGAAAACCAUGAAGCGAGGACAGCGGACAUAAUUGAUAUCUGGAAUGCAGAGAGGCUCAUCACUGCCGAAACUCCUUCCGAAUUGGACGUCCAAGGUCGACGCUUGUUGAAUAUAAUGAUUGAUCGGUGUGUGGUGGAGGGAGUCGAGGUCUGGCCUCUAGGCAGAGUGAGAAAAUGCAAGAUGCGUCCCAUGUUCCGUCAUUUGGCCCUGCAGAUUCUCGAAAAGGAGGAUGAAGAUGAGGGAAGGACCUUAUUCAGAGCUGGAAAUAAUUUGGCUGAGUUCCCUACAAAGGAAAUCAGCCAACAAAAACACCAACGGAUCUCUCUUAUGUACAAUCGUAUAACUUGUCUCCCAGAAGAAUUUAAAUGCCGCGGACUGCGCACUCUGAUCCUCCGCCACAAUGAAAGCCUUUCUGUCAUUCCGGCCGGCUUUCUCAAACGGUUGACUUGGCUGAGAACGCUCGAUUUGAGAAUGACAGGGAUCGAAUCCCUGCCCUUCACUCUGGGACGCCUGAAAAGUCUAGAGCAUCUCAAUGUCUCGCGGACUAAGCUGAAAUACUUGCCUGAAGCCGUCACUCGCCUACACAGGCUGACGUCGCUCAACCUCUUUAAGUGUAAAGAGCUGGAAUCCGUUCCCCCUGGGAUGAACAAGCUGGAAGAUCUGCGCUACCUGAACUUGAAGCAUUGUGUUAAGCUGAGGUUCCUUCCAUUAGAAAUAACACAAAUCGCUUCUCUCCAGUGCCUGAUUCUAUGA
Molecule: messenger RNA, 1113 nt
Organism: Cryptomeria japonica (Japanese cedar)
Lineage: Eukaryota; Viridiplantae; Streptophyta; Pinopsida; Cupressales; Cupressaceae
Product: disease resistance protein RPS2-like
Exons: 1
Coding region: 1-1113 (370 amino acids)
Biological process (GO): defense response
Molecular function (GO): ADP binding; protein binding
Source: RefSeq, a predicted model, not a curated record